AUGGAUUUACUGCGCUGCUUUGGCGAGUCGGGACGCAACCCGAAACUGGUACUUCUGCUGUUCCACCUGCAGCUGUGGCAUAAACCAGUUGUCCCGUAUUUGCAGGCAGACGCCAUUCAUCCAGACUGCGCCAUCAUUUCCCAGCACCUGAAGGCUCGGGAGAUCUGCUUGCAGACUAGGAAGACUGAGGCGCAAAAUCUUACUGGCUUCACUGGUUGCAGAACCGAGUGGGAUCGUUUACAGUGCUGGCUGAGAGCAGAGGUUGGCCAGGUGGUCAAUGUUUCCUGUUCCGAAAUCUUCCAACAUUUCUCCAGCGAUCAAGGGUACGUUUUCAGAAACUGCACGGUUAAUGGUUGGACAGAACUGUAUCCGCCGUACGAAGAGGCCUGUGCUUUCAAUGAUGACAGCGAGCCCGAAUCUGAGACGAAUUACCUCUCUACAUUCAGAAAGGUGUACACCGUGGGCUAUGCCACUUCGCUCAUCUCUCUCAUAACAGCUAUAGUGGUGUUCACUGCCUUCAGGAAGUUCCACUGCACCAGGAACUACAUCCACAUCAACCUUUUCGCCUCCUUCGUCCUGAGGGCUACUGCCGUCUUCAUCAAAGAUGCCGUGCUGUUUGCUGAUGAGACCCUCGACCACUGCUCCAUGUCCACGACAGCGUGCAAGCUGGCAGUAGCAUUCUUCCAGUUCAGCAUCCUGGCUAAUUACUUCUGGCUGCUGGUGGAGGCCAUGUACCUCCAAACCCUCUUGGCCCUCACCUUUGUCUCCCAGAGGAAGUACUUCUGGUGGUACAUCCUGAUCGGAUGGGGGUUUCCAUCAACAGUGCUGAUAAUAUGGGUGCUGACCAGAUACCUGUACGAUGACCGAGGUUGCUGGGAUGACACGGACGAUGUUGCCGUUUGGUGGAUAAUUAAAGGUCCCAUAACAGCCUCGCUGCUGGUCAACAUAGUCAUCUUUAUAAACGUGAUCCGCAUUCUGGUCCAGAAGCUCAAGUCUCCAGCCAUGGCCAGUAACAACGAUACUGGACAUUUUAUGAGGUUGGCGAAAUCCACCCUGUUCCUCAUCCCUCUGUUUGGGAUGCAUUACACCGUGUUUGCCUUCCUGCCUGAGAACACCGGCGUGGCAGCAAGACUCUACAUUGAGCUUGGCCUCGGCUCCUUCCAGGGCUUUGUGGUGGCAUUACUUUACUGUUUCAUGAAUGGAGAGGUCCAAGCAGAGCUUCGGCGAUGGCUGUGGAGAUGCCAUACCCAGAGUCGUUUAUCCCUGGCCAAGCGACACAUCACCGUCACCCAGAUCACAGUUCUGGACCGUGGAGGACCCCGGAGGCCCCCCUCCUCCAGCAACAUCUCUUCCGUGUGA
Molecule: messenger RNA, 1359 nt
Organism: Lampris incognitus (smalleye Pacific opah)
Lineage: Eukaryota; Metazoa; Chordata; Actinopteri; Lampriformes; Lampridae
Gene: ghrhra
Product: growth hormone releasing hormone receptor a
Exons: 13
Coding region: 1-1359 (452 amino acids)
Biological process (GO): cell surface receptor signaling pathway; adenylate cyclase-modulating G protein-coupled receptor signaling pathway
Cellular component (GO): plasma membrane
Molecular function (GO): vasoactive intestinal polypeptide receptor activity; peptide hormone binding; G protein-coupled peptide receptor activity
Source: RefSeq, a predicted model, not a curated record